GCCCUGGGGUGCGCUGGGCAGGCCACUUCCUUCUCCCGCCGGGGCUGCAACCCCAGAGUCUGCUGGUAGGGGCGAGGACAGAGGGCGCAGGAUGGGUAGAUUCUGGACGACCCCCGGUCAACUCUAUCUUCUCGCAACUCUGGUCCCAAGGCUGGUGCAGGCCCAACCCCUGGCCCAGCGGAAGUCGUGGCUCGUGGGGCUAGGGGCUGCGCUGGCCUUGCUCUUCCUCAUCUUUGUCCUCACCUUGGUCUAUGCCGUCUGGUGCCGGGAGUCCCAGGACAGCAGUGAAGAGAAGGAAGAGGAGACUGUGAGAAAGGAAAAGGGAGAUGACGACUGGGGGCUGGAACUGGAGGAGAUAGAGGGGCCUCCGAACCAUGAAGCAAUGGCAAGUUCCUCCACAUGAAGUCUUCCCACUUAUCUCCUCCAGGCAGUCCUCCAGGGAUGCCCCAAUGCCUUCUCCACACCCUAUCAGCAAAGGACCUGGUCCUGAGACCAGUAAGAUGACUCUCUGGGAUUCAGAGGUCUCAGAACCUGCCCCAAAUCCCUCUCAGAGGGCUCUCUGUGUGUUACCUGGUGGUUCUGUACCCCUUCCCAAGCUUGGUCUCCACUUGAUGAUUCUUCUUGAGCUUGGAGGGCACUCCUGGAGAAGGAGCCGCCCACAUCCCCCCAACCCCCCCCCCCCCCCCACUGUCUCAUGUCUCUUAACCCAGUCCAUCGCAGGCAUCUUUUUACCCAGCGCCUGAUUUCUUUCCCCACCUCCGAUUUCUGUCAGCUUUUGGAUUUCAUCGGAGAAGGCAGGUCCUCCUGUUGCCCAGGUGUAAGCUCUUCAAGAGCUUUCUUUGAGUCCCAGUCCCUCUCCUGGCUGCUGUUCGCUGUCCCUGAACGUGAACUUUGAGCUGGCUCAGAGCGCAGGGCUGUUUCCUGGGAGAUGAGGGCUUCUCCUACCAUGUGCUGAGUUUCAGCACUUUGUCCUGCACGCUAGCACUCCCAGGGGGUGGGGUGAGGGUGCAGGGGUGGGAGUGGGGGGGCGACACAGGAUCGUUACUCCCUCUUCCGGUCCUGCACUCCUGGUGGGGAGGCUCCAAAGAGAAGGAGAAGGGGCUGGAGUCCCCACUUCUUUGCUGUGUGUCCCGGAGCAAGUAACUUAACCUCUCUGUGCCCAAGAGCCUAGUUCUGUAAAAGGAAAGAAUAAAUUCUUCUUAAAUUGUCA
Messenger RNA from Cervus elaphus (red deer), 1210 nucleotides. Its product is annotated as small integral membrane protein 24-like. The transcript is spliced from 3 exons. The record is from RefSeq and is a predicted model, not a curated record. Lineage: Eukaryota; Metazoa; Chordata; Mammalia; Artiodactyla; Cervidae. Bases 92 to 403 code for a protein of 103 amino acids.